AUGUACAUAAUUUUACCAGAGCAACGCAAUGGGCUUUGUGAACUUAUAGAAAAGGCGAGCUCUGAUCCUGCCUUUUUGGAUCAAUAUCUCCCAGUUGAUAGUAAGGUUCCAACAAGAGAUUUCAAGAUUCCAAAGUUCAAAAUUUUUUUUGAUUUUGAAGCAAAAAGAGUUCUAGAGAAAGCAGGUGUAGUUUUACCUUUUGAUGAAUCAAAGGCAGAGCUGACUAAGAUGCUGAAUAUUGAGAGGGGAAACGGGAUAAGUUAUGUGUCUGAGAUCUAUCACAAGUGUUUUGUUGAAAUUGAUGAAAAAGGAACUGAAGUUGCUGCUUCUAUUGCUUUUGUUAGGACGGUUAAUGGCAAGAGUCCUCCCCAUUCAGCUCCUGUCGAUUUUGUGGCAGAUCAUCCUUUCAUGUUCAUUAUUAGAGAGGAGGAAAGUGGUGCAGUGUUGUUGACGGGACAUGUCCUUAAUCCUUCAUUAAACUAG
Messenger RNA from Papaver somniferum (opium poppy), 483 nucleotides. RefSeq names its product serpin-ZX-like. NCBI's taxonomy places the organism in Eukaryota, Viridiplantae, Streptophyta, Magnoliopsida, Ranunculales, Papaveraceae. The transcript has a single exon. The record is from RefSeq and is a predicted model, not a curated record. Gene Ontology annotation, molecular function: serine-type endopeptidase inhibitor activity. The coding region runs from base 1 to 483 and encodes 160 amino acids.